GGCCGUUUAAAUUCCAGGUAGAGGAGGAUGGCCGUGGACGAGCGCGAAGAGGGCGGGGCCUCCGAGGACCUGGAGUGCGGCAUCUGCUGCAUGCCUUACGACCGCUGCGGCCGCGCGCCGCGCCGCCUCGGGGGCGCGCACGGCUCGUGGAAGCCCUCCCGCUGCCGGCACGUGAUCUGCAGCGCCUGCGUGUGCCAGCUGGCGCGCGAGGGCUGGUGGGAGGAAGUCACGUGCCCUUACUGCCGCGCCGUCACCUCCCUACGCGAGCGCGGCAACUUCCUCGUGGCCGGCGUCAGGCGCGGGAGCGCGAGCUUGACCGGGGGCGGCCGCCGCCGCCUCGUCCUGCCGCCCAUCGACGCCGAGCUCUGGCAGCGCGUCGUCCGCCUCGAGAAGCAAGGGGCCGACGGGAGCAAGGCCGAGGAGCGCCUCGGGGAGAAGGAGGGCGACGACGAGGAGGACGGCGGCGACGGCGAGGCCGGCCAGUGGCGCCUGUGGAGGGCGCUGAAGAGACUCUUGAAGGGAGGGAGUGGGGAUAGCGAUGCGCCUGCGCGGAGCAGGAGAGGGCGUGGCCGGAGCAGGUCCGUGCCUCCCAGGCGGAGACCACCAAUCAACCACUUAACACGACUGGCCUUCUGAGGUGCUGCCUGCUGCCUCCUGCAUCUGACUUCAUAUGGCCCUGAAAUAAAGGACUUGGCACUCAUGACUUGCUACAUCAUCUGAAAAGUGGCUGGCUUGGAAUCAACAAGCUUUUAUGAGCCUGCUACAUGAGAAGAGUAGCCAGCUUGCACCUUCAAGGCUUUGAAUGAAGCAUCCCUUGUCCACCCAUGGGGUGUCCUUUCCCUGCAGCACAUGCAGGAUGACUGAGGUGAUGCACUGUUCUUCUGGUUACCAUGCGACAGAUUUUCACCAUGCUGCUCAGGGAGGUGCUAUUCCUUAUGACCCCACGGAGGCCACUGCAGACAUGACCCAAGAAGAGCUACAGCAACUCUUUCAUCCUUCCCCUCACAGCUUCUGCCUCCUGAAAUGGAGCAAAAUGUGGAAGAUAGCAGCAGAAAGUGGAGGAUGACCUGUCAUAUGUGACACAAGAUUACAUCUCUUCUGGACUAAGUCUGUGUCUUGAAGGCUUACUUGCAGUCAAUUUAUCUUGCGCAUAAGUUUAACAUGGUUCUGAACUAUGGAAAUUUUUCCAUUGUCUAUGUGCCUUUCAAAAAACUGAGGGGGCAUACAUGAGAUUACUUUCUGAAAGUACCCUCCUACGUGCACUCUGGCAAAAAUUGGAUGGAUGUAGCCAAGAUUGGAUGGCUUACAAUUUGAACAUAUAUUUUGGCACUUGUAGUACUUUGUUUUCCUACUGCAAAGUAGCCAUUUUAACAAAAUUUACCAUGUGCCAUAGUAUGAGGAGAUCAGGGAUGGAAUUACUGUGCCUUGCAAUCCCUGUGUGUAUGUAUAUUCUGCUUUCAGUCUUGCCAGUUACACCUUUCAUAAUUUGCUUUUUUUCCACCCUCAGACAGUGUACCUAACAAAUUUGGUUAAGUGGCUUCACGGGAAUAUUUUGGUAUAUUAUCCAGUUCUUACUAAGAUUUUUUCACCCUCUGUUGCAACAUGUUUUUUGACACAAAGUUGAGGUUGUUUCCUAGUUUUUCAGAUGAGUAACUGAAGUAAAAGUUUAUUUGACCAAAGGUCCUUUGAGAAGACCAUCCAGGCUACAACCAGGGCUUAUAAUCCUUGUGAAUGUUGGUUUGGCUUGUACUUCCUCCAACCAACACAAUUUUCUUUUGCUGCAUUACGAAUUACACAACAGAUUCUGCACUCUCCCAUUUUGGAAAUCUCAUAUGUGAAUAGUAUCAGAAUAGGCAGUCGGCCUCUUCUAGCUAGAUACUGCGUUCUUCCUGACAAGGGAAUGAUUUAAGUGUUGGUUUGUGUUUUUAAGAAGCAUUUCUGUGAAAUGUGUUGGGCAUACUUAAUAAUUUCAUAUUUAUAAUUCUUCCCUGUUUUACCAAUUGUAACUUAUUUAAUUUUAAUAAAAACCCAAGAGUUGAACUAUUA
This is a messenger RNA of Lacerta agilis (Sand lizard), 2046 nucleotides long. RefSeq names its product ring finger protein 227 (gene RNF227). Bases 28 to 636 code for a protein of 202 amino acids. Lineage: Eukaryota; Metazoa; Chordata; Lepidosauria; Squamata; Lacertidae. Gene Ontology annotation, molecular function: ubiquitin protein ligase activity. The transcript is spliced from 3 exons. The record is from RefSeq and is a predicted model, not a curated record. Gene Ontology annotation, biological process: protein ubiquitination.